AUGUUCUCAUCUACUAAACUUCACAACCUUGAAAUAUCUACUUCGGUUCAUGCCCCGAUUCUUAUGGAGCUGGUUCCUACUGCUGGCUACCAUUUUUCUAAACAGUUUCGGUUUGAGAAUGCGUGGUUAAGGGAGCCUCUUUACUUUCAAGUUAUUAAGGAUAGCUGGGAGCUUUGUGGGAAUGAUGAGGUUAUGAAUAAAGUGAGUUUUUGUGGACAACAGCUGUGUGUUUGGGGAAAGGAGUUCACAGCAAGGAAGAACUUAUUCGAAGCUUAUAUUGAACUGGAGGUAUUUUGGCGCCAAAGAUCGAAGCAGUUAUGGUUGCAAGAAGGGGACAACAAUAGCAAGUUUUUUCAUGCCUCAGCUACUAAUAGAAGAUGGUAUAAUUUUGUUACAAAGCUUAAGGAUCAAUCUGGUGCUGGGGUGGAUUGGAAUAGUGGCCUAGAUCUGCUUAUGAGAAAGGUUACUAGAAGUGUGCAAAGUCGUGUUUCUUUUGAGCAAAAUGCCGAGCUACUGCUGCCAGUUUCAGAGGAGGAAGUUCGCAAAGCGUUGUUUCAAAUGCAUCCAGACAAGUCUUUAGGUCCUGAUGGAAUUACCGUGAAGCAUCCUAUGGAUAUGGGGGACUUGAGACCCAUUGGUUUAUGCAACGUGUUACAUAAGAUUGUGUCCAAAGUGGUGGCUAAUAGACUUAAGAAUGUUAUGCCAACUGUCAUAUCUGACACUCAAAGUGUGUUCUUACAAGGUCGUUUAAUUUCGGAUAAUAUUAUGAUUGCUUAUGAGAUUAUGCAUCAUUUGAAAAGAAAACGAAGAGGGAGGGAUUGCUAUAUGGCUCUCAAACUUGAUGUUAGUAAAGCUUAUGAUAAACUUGAGUGGGGUUAUCUCCGUGCUAAGAUGGAAAGGAUGGGCUUUGAUGGGCGAUGGAUAAACUUGGUUAUGCAAUGUGUUUGUUCAGUCUCGUAUACUAUCUUGCAUGGCUUCUCUAGUUUGCUGCGAAGUUAUGAGCAAAGUUGUUCGCUCACGGGUUGUAAGAUUGCUCGAGGUGCGCCAAUCAUUUCUCAUAUACUUUUUGCGGACGAUAGUUAUAUUUAUUGUAAAGCUACUAAGGAUGAAUCGCAUAAUGUUAAGGAGCUUUUGCACACUUAUGAGGUGGUUUUGGGUCAAAGAAUUAAUUUUACUAAGUCCUCCGUGUUCUUGAGCAACAAUACAAAUUGUGAUCUUCAAGAUGCUAUUUGUGUUUCGUUGGAAAUCUAUGAAGCUCAUGAAAAUGGGUACUAUCUGGGUCUUCCAUGUUCGGUUGGGAGGAACAAGAAUGCUAUCCUUGGGUUUCUUAAGGACAAGCUUCAUAAGAGGAUUCAAGGUUGGGAGGGUCGUAUAUUGUCUUGUGCGGGAAAGGAGGUCUUGUUGAAAUCUAUAGCUCAAGCCUUGCCAAAUUAUGCCAUGAAUGUUUUUCUUUUGCUUUUGGAAACUUGUAAGGAGUUAAGUAGACUUAUGGCUAAGUUUUGGUGA
Cannabis sativa is the source of this 1506-nucleotide messenger RNA. RefSeq lists its product as uncharacterized. Lineage: Eukaryota; Viridiplantae; Streptophyta; Magnoliopsida; Rosales; Cannabaceae. Bases 1 to 1506 code for a protein of 501 amino acids. The record is from RefSeq and is a predicted model, not a curated record. The transcript has 5 exons.